AAUAUCCCGGCUCCCUGGGCGCGUCCUGGCGUACUUCGUGUGGCGAGCCGUGGAACGCGUAGGUAACGUGGUCUGGCGGUUCGUGGAGAGGCCGAGCACGCGGCCCGGGCCCAGGCGUCCUUCUCUGGCUGUAGAGUUGGGCUUUUUGCAGUGGCCUAGGAGCUCAGGGCAAGCCAAGAGUCGCUCUUCCCCUGCCUCACUAUGUUGGUGUUGUUUGAAACGUCCGUUGGCUACGCCAUCUUUAAGGUUCUAAAUGAGAAAAAACUUCAAGAAGUUGAUAGUUUGUGGAAAGAAUUUGAAACCCCAGAGAAAGCAAAUAAAAUAGUAAAACUAAAACAUUUUGAGAAAUUUCAGGAUACAGCAGAAGCAUUAGCAGCAUUCACAGCUCUGAUGGAGGGCAAAAUCAAUAAGCAACUGAAGAAAGUUCUGAAGAAAAUAGUAAAGGAAGCCCACGAACCUCUGGCUGUAGCUGAUGCUAAACUGGGAGGGGUCAUCAAGGAGAAGUUGAAUCUCAGUUGCAUCCAUAGUCCUGUUGUAAAUGAACUUAUGAGAGGCAUCCGAUCGCAAAUGGAUGGCUUGAUUCCUGGGGUAGAACCACGAGAAAUGGCAGCCAUGUGUCUUGGAUUAGCCCACAGCCUGUCUCGAUAUAGAUUGAAAUUCAGCGCUGAUAAAGUGGACACAAUGAUUGUUCAGGCAAUUUCCUUGUUGGAUGACUUGGAUAAAGAACUGAACAACUACAUUAUGCGAUGUAGAGAAUGGUAUGGCUGGCACUUUCCUGAAUUAGGAAAAAUUAUUUCGGAUAAUUUGACAUACUGUAAAUGUUUACAGAAAGUUGGCGAUAGGAAGAACUAUGCCUCUGCCACGCUUUCUGAGUUGCUGCCAGAGGAAGUAGAAGCAGAAGUAAAGGCAGCCGCAGAGAUAUCUAUGGGAACAGAGGUUUCUGAAGAGGAUAUUUGCAACAUUCUCCAUCUCUGUACCCAGGUGAUUGAAAUCUCUGAGUAUAGAACUCAGCUGUAUGAAUAUCUGCAAAAUCGAAUGAUGGCCAUUGCACCUAACGUUACAGUCAUGGUUGGGGAAUUAGUUGGAGCACGACUCAUUGCUCAUGCAGGUUCUCUUUUGAAUUUGGCCAAGCAUGCAGCUUCUACAGUUCAGAUUCUUGGAGCAGAAAAAGCGCUUUUCAGGGCCCUCAAAUCUAGACGGGAUACCCCUAAAUAUGGUCUCAUUUAUCAUGCUUCACUUGUAGGCCAGACAAGUCCCAAACACAAAGGAAAGAUUUCCCGAAUGCUAGCAGCCAAAACCGUUUUGGCUAUUCGUUAUGAUGCUUUUGGCGAGGAUUCCAGUUCUGCAAUGGGAGUUGAGAACAGAGCCAAAUUAGAGGCCAGAUUGAGAACCUUGGAGGACAGAGGGAUAAGAAAAAUAAGUGGGACAGGAAAGGCAUUAGCAAAAGCAGAAAAGUAUGAACACAAAAGUGAAGUGAAGACUUACGAUCCCUCUGGUGAUUCCACACUUCCCACAUGUUCUAAAAAACGCAAAAUAGAAGAGGUAGAUAAAGAUGAUGAAAUUACUGAAAAGAAAGCCAAAAAAGCCAAGAUUAAAAUUAAAGCUGAAGUAGAGGAGGAAGAAGUGGAGGAGGAAGUAGAAGAAAAGACUGUAUUAGAAGAGGAGACAUCUGUAAAGAAGAAAAAGAAAAAGGAUAAAAAGAAACACAUUAAGGAAGAACCACUUUCUGAGGAAGAGCCAUGCACCAGCACAGCAAUUCCUAGUCCAGAGAAAAAGAAGAAAAAGAAAAAAAAGAAAGACAUUGAGGACUAAUGGAGGGAACUGUAAUUUUGUCAUCUGGACAUACCAUGCUUAAGAUCCAGUUGGGAGUUUAUCAGAAAUGCUCUCUAAAAUAAUCAAGGGAGACUGAAUCCAACAGUGAUUAUCAGCGAUAGCUUUUCAAGUAUUUUUUUUUUGUGUUUUGACAUCAACUGUUAACCUUAGUCUUUGAUACACAAAUAAAAAUGUAUUUUAAGGCAA
Messenger RNA from Nannospalax galili (Upper Galilee mountains blind mole rat), 2019 nucleotides. RefSeq names its product NOP58 ribonucleoprotein (gene Nop58). The record is from RefSeq and is a predicted model, not a curated record. Gene Ontology annotation, cellular component: box C/D methylation guide snoRNP complex; small-subunit processome. NCBI's taxonomy places the organism in Eukaryota, Metazoa, Chordata, Mammalia, Rodentia, Spalacidae. Bases 202 to 1812 code for a protein of 536 amino acids. The transcript is spliced from 15 exons. Gene Ontology annotation, molecular function: snoRNA binding.